AUGUUUUAUUUUCUCUUCGAUUUCCGCUUUCACAUGUCAUUGUAUCCUGCUUCGUUCUAUCCUUCACGGGGCUAUCAAAUGUUCAAUCGCUCCGUGACAAAACACAACCCAGAUAUAUAAGGUAGAGGAUGUAAUACGUGGGUAUCACUCAAACGGAGAGAUGGCGUCGAAAGUACACGUGCUGUGCCUUGCAUUCGCUGUGGCGUGUUUUCCAUACACUCUGGGGCGCCUGUGUGACUUCCAGAGUGGAAUGUGCGAUUGGACCCAGUCAGGGAGUGAUAACUACAAUUGGUUUCGAAAGUACGGACAGACAUCUACGUCUAAUACAGGACCAACUUAUGAUAAGACCUAUGGAAGCACCGGCUAUGGCUACUACCUCUACAUUGAGGCUUCAAACAUGAGCCCAAAUAACGUUGCGGUGCUUCUUAGUCCUGUGUUUCCACACAAGAAUAAUCGGCAAAUAGUCUGCGUGCGCUUUUGGUACAACAUGUACGGAUACUACAUGGGUAUUUUGAGAGUGAAACGCUUACUAACCAGCCGUAACAUCGGGACAGGGAUAACCCUGGGUUCAUGGAGUGGCCAGCAAACAAGCCCGACGAAUUGGCUUGAGGCGAAUCUGUGUACAAGCGACCCGACGUCAAAUUUUAGGAUCGCAUUUGAGGCAACGAGGGGAUACAGUGAUACGUCAGACAUGGCCAUCGACGAUGUAGAAAUAUUUGUGCUUCCGACAGAAAUCACAUUGUCAGAUCCUACCGGCUUGCUUCCAUCAACUGAUGCAAUCUCUUACCUGGUACAUGGAGUGGAUUCGCAGUUUACGUGCCAGCUACCAGACAUCGACCCCGGAGCAUCGUUCACCUGGACACUCGGCGGUAGGGAACUAACGUUCGCCAGCAGCACGAAUGGCGCUGGGUCCGGUGGAUUGAUAACCAGCAAUAGUUCGCUCAUACUGACCCCGACCUGGAGCAACCACAGCGAGUUGCUGCAUUGCCAGGCCAGAAAUAAGCAAAACCAUCCUGGUUUGAGCAUCAGUGCAACGCUCGAUAUAAAAGUUCCACCGACAGUGAUAACUAUGUAUGAGUCAACCGAUAACAUCACCCAAACCAACGGGACAUCUUUUGUGAUCAAGGGAGUGGAGAGUGAGUUCAUCUGCGAAGUACCGGGGACUCGCCCCGCGGUGUCGAUCGAGUGGAGCUUGGGGAGUUGGAACAUCACGGCAAACGAAAGCACGGAUGUCGUGGGAGCCGACGGUCUGACCACCAGCAGGAGUACUGUGAGACUGUCCACUACGUGGAAUCACCACGGAGAGCUACUGCAGUGCUCUGCUUCAAACAUCGAUAACUGGCCCGCAGUGAACGCCAGCGUGACACUUGAUGUUACAGUUUGUCCUAGGAUACACAUCACCACUUGCCCACUGACAGCUACGACAGGUAGCAACUCGUCAUUCCGCUGCGUCUCCGAGAGCAGCAAUCCGGAGCCCGAUUUGAUGUGGUUCAGAGACGAAGAGGAACAGGUCAAUCCAGCACAGCCAGAGAUAACGGAUGGCGACUACGGUGGCCGAGUGACGACGCUGAACUUCACGACAGGUGUACUGACCGAAGAGGACGACGGGGCAUUGUACACGUGCUGCGCGAGAGGGAACGCAUUCUGCCCACGUGUGUGCGACGCUUGUCUGAUGAACGUGGCAUUCCACUUAUCAGAUGUGAAAUCUGACCCGGGGCUUUCUGCCGGCAGAGCAAUCGCCAUUAUCCUAUCAGUAGCAAUCAUUGUGGUCAUUGUCGCUGGAGUCAUGCGCCACAGAAGGUCAACCACCAAACGUAGCCAAGGAUGCCAACCUGCAGAGCACACGGGACCCGAAUCUGGUAAGAGUGAUGAGGGAAGAUAUGCCGCCGUGGAAGCUGGAAAAAACACGGGUGUUCGCAUGCAGGUGAUGCCCCCAGCUGAGAGGAAAUAGACAAUUGGCAAGCUCUGACCACUGGUCUGUUACACAAGAACGAAAUGAUCAGAGUUUGAUUUUUUAUUUCAUGAGUGUAUUUUCGGCAUGUUUAUUAUAGGCAGAACAUUUACAUGACAAACAUGAUUUGAUCAAAAACAACAUAUUUAAUUAUAGAAACAAUGCCAAGUGCUUGUAUUUCCCAAAUAUUCACAGUAGUAGAUGUCAUAGUUUGUUGUGAACUUCAGUGUAUAUGAACCGACAGUAUUGCUAAAGUAAAGUGGAAUUUGAAAGUUUCUGCGUAUAUAUUAUAUAAAUAUAACGUUGAUAUAUUAAGUUUCUCAGAGAUCCAUUUUACUCUGAAGUUAGAACCGCGUUUAGGUUAGCCACUUGCAUCGAUUUUCCAUCAUGGCAACUUUACAAGACCGGAUUUUCAACAACCACUUGAGCAUUUCGUAUUUAUGUGUAUUUGGUCUAAAAUGAAAAUUACUCAGAAUUCUAUUGUUAAUUUUAAAGAAUAAUUACACAACUUCAAUGUUGCGUUUUGCCCUUCACCGACCUAUAUGUCCUGCACUGGCGUACAUCUGAGGUUUCAGAACAGUAGCAUACUGUAAGAAUGGAAACAUUGCAUUUCUAUAAUCAGCUGCAAAGCUUUAAAGGAGGCGAUUCUGCCCAAGAAUUACAGACACCAAUAUAGUUUAUGUUAUUUUAAGUACAUACAUAUUAAUCAGAACGCUUGUUGCAUGUCAAUAAUAAUAAUUAAAAAAAAAAAAAUAACUUUUGCAAGUCUGCAUAUUAAAGUGAAUCGGCAUGAUACACAGUAAAAUUAGUUUAGUUUACAUUGAUAAGCAAAAAUAAUGCAUAGCCUUAAAAUACAUUUGUCAUCUAGUUUGACUAAAUCUUAGGCCGGAACACUGGGUCAAUUUAAAGCAAAGCAUUUAUUAUCACUACGCUCUACGUUGGUUACAAAUGCAGUUUAAGGAUAACAGAAAAAAAAGUACUGAACCGUUUGAGGGCUUUGAUAAUGUAUCGCUUCAAUAAAAUAAACACACAGAGUGCAUGGUAUGUAA
Messenger RNA from Patiria miniata (bat star), 3000 nucleotides. RefSeq lists its product as uncharacterized. The transcript is spliced from 11 exons. The record is from RefSeq and is a predicted model, not a curated record. Bases 161 to 1951 code for a protein of 596 amino acids. Gene Ontology annotation, cellular component: membrane. NCBI's taxonomy places the organism in Eukaryota, Metazoa, Echinodermata, Asteroidea, Valvatida, Asterinidae.